Pyrenophora tritici-repentis Pt-1C-BFP is the source of this 591-nucleotide messenger RNA. RefSeq lists its product as uncharacterized. Lineage: Eukaryota; Fungi; Ascomycota; Dothideomycetes; Pleosporales; Pleosporaceae. The record is from RefSeq and is a predicted model, not a curated record.
AUGGAGGAGAUGCUCCCUUCAGAAUCCAUCGACCGUGCCGACUACAGACGCUGCCGCACCACCUACGGCGCUCUAUCGAUGACAUACAAGCGCGCCAACGACUCCAACGACCCAGCCAAAGAAUACAAACAACUCCAGGAAAUUGAAAAGGUCCUCCGCGAGCGUCUCACAAACCUUGAUCCCACUAGAGGACUUCCGCGCAAAUUCCAGGACCCUCUCGAUCGACUUCGGGCCGGUAUUGAACAUGCACUCAACACGGGCGUUACUGUCGACUUUCUCAUCCAGGGUAUGAAGGAUAUGCUAGAAGAAAAGCCAGAUGCUACACCAGCUCCGAAACCCGAGCCUAUCAAGAUGGUUUCUGGAGCUAGGUACAAGGCAGUGGUUGACGCGCUUGCGGCCGAGAAAGAUAAGAACCGCAAACUCAACGAGGAGAACAAUCGGCUUGCCAUACUACUUAAACAACAUGAAAUGCGCGAUCGAUCGGGCACCGUGGCUGCGAAGCCGCCUAUUACUCCAAGGAAGUCGCUGCGGAUUGAGCAGCAAAAGCAGCAGGAUUUGGAUGUGCCGGAUGGACACGUGAGGGGUGUCUAG